CCAGGCUCCGUUUUUGGCCGUGCUCGGCAGCACAGGUCCCUUGUUCCCUUGUUUUUUCUCUUUAAAAGCGCCCCCGACAGCUGCAGCGCUCCAGGUUUCCUCCCUUCCCAUCCGAUUCCUUCCGCCUGCCCUCUGCCUUCUCCGCUCAGGCCCAUCACUCCAAGGUAAGUCAUGGGCGUGCAGCUGGAAAAGUUGGUUAAAAACCUUGUUUUUCCUUCAGUCCCCACAGCGCCUGGCUUUGGGGUUGGGCAGAGCCUCCAGUCUCGGACAGCAGUCGCGGUUUUACGUGAGUCGAGGUUUUACGUUGGUCAUGGCUGCCUGCGCCUCGGGGAUAGAGCUGAGGAUUUUUCCCCCCAUUGUGUCCUGCAAGAACGAGAAGGGCCGUACGCUGUGACGGUACGUGGUGAAUUCAGUGGCUGCGCGGGGGUGUUUACUGUUUUCAGCAAUAACCAAGUGGCCUCGAUCUCCUUUAAAUCCGACCUCCUGUUGCUUUUUUAGGUAUUUCUGGAAGAUUUUUAACAUAGAUGGUUGCGUGGGAGCGCUGUGCGGUCACCUUGCUGUGGCCUUUGUCCCACUUAGCCCAGGCGUAUACCGCUGCGUGUCGAUGUGCGAGGACGCUUUGCCUUUGGGCGUGGGGAAGCGCGGCCGGGGACGCGGGUGGGCCGAGAACCCAGCAACUCGUGACAGGGGUGGUGCCGCCCAUCGAUGCGCUUAUCUUGCCGCAGCUCUGCCUCGAUCCGCAGCGCCGCGCUCGACCGCCUGUCCUGCGGGCUCUGCGCCCACCGCCCUCCGCGCUCGCUUCUUGUCCUUUUUGGCCCUCGCCGCUGCCCGUCCGCGACGCCGCGGGCCGGCCGCGCUGUUCCUCCCCCCGCGCUGACGUCAGGGGCCGGGUUCUCGAGCCCGCCGCGCGCCAAAUUCGAAGGCGGGUGCGGGCUGGGCGCGAGCGCGGCGGCCGUUGUUUCCGUUAGGGCCGUUAGUCGCCUCACGCGCGGGCGGCGUCCUUCUCCUCACUGUUGACGUUCCUCGGGCCGCGGGCAGAGCGCGCCGCCAUGGCCACUCCUCCCAAGCGCGGGCGGCGGGAGGGCAGGAUCAAGAAGAUCGCCGUGGAGGGCAACAUCGCUGCAGGGAAAUCGACGUUUGUGAAUAUUCUCAAACAAGCUGCUGAGGAAUGGGAAGUUGUCCCUGAGCCUGUAGCUAGAUGGUGCAAUGUUCAGCAAAACUCUGAAAAGGAUUGCGAGGAGCUGACCGCAUCACAGAAGAGUGGCGGAAAUGUGCUUCGGAUGAUGUACGAGAAACCAGAGAGGUGGUCUUUCACUUUCCAGACGUACGCGUGCCUCAGCAGGAUCCGGGCUCAGCUCAGAUCCCUGGAUGGCAAACUCAGGGAGGCGGAGAAUCCUGUGGUCUUCUUUGAGCGAUCUGUUUACAGCGACAGAUAUAUCUUUGCAGCUAAUUUAUAUGAGUCUGAUUGCAUGAAUGAAACGGAAUGGACUAUUUACCAAGACUGGCAUGACUGGAUGAAUAAGCAGUUUGGUCAAAGCCUAGCGCUGGAUGGGAUCAUUUACCUCAGAGCCACUCCUGAGAAAUGCUUAAAUAGGAUUUACUUGCGUGGAAGAGAUGAAGAGCAAGAAAUUCCCAUUGAAUAUCUGGAGAAGCUUCACUACAAACAUGAAAGUUGGCUUCAGCAUAGGACGCUGCGAACGGAUUUUGAAUAUCUACAGGAAAUACCGAUUUUAACGUUAGAUGUUAACGAAGACUUCAAAGGCAAAAAGGACAGAUACGAUAACAUGACUGAAAAGGUCAAAGAAUUUUUGAGCACCUUAUAAGCCUCUUUGAAGCACAGGCAGAGUCAAACUGUUCCAAACAUCUGUGCGAUCAAAGUCUGAAGUACAGCUUCUGCUUUUAUAGGCGGCCUCUGGAGAGGCAGGACUGAAUCCUGUUGAUUUAAUUGUGAGGAACAAACAAACUUUGAAUAGGGAAAUUAUUAAAUAAAUCGGUAGAUCUGUUCAGUAUUAUAUUAAGUAACACUCACACAUUCUGAAGAUGCUAGAAUUCUGAGAGUUCCCAAAUGUUGCGCCUCUUCCUAAUCAGACCAAUAACAACUUCUGGAGUAUUUAAUUGUAUCGUUUUAAUUUAUUUUGUGCCUAGUAGCUAUUUAAUUUUCAAGAAGGUAGUGGUUUUUUAGACCUCUUUGUGGUGUGUUUUAGUGGAAUUGAUUUGUAAUGGAUGUCUCGUUGUUCUGAGGAAGAAAACAGUAAAAACCGUUUUUUGCUGGUGAGGGAAUUUUAAUAUAACCUGGAGUUUUAUAUUGUAAGGUAUAAAGAAAUGUCUGACAACUUUGAGUGAUGAAAUUAUUCACAGAAUACACUGAAUUAAAACAAAUCCAAAUAUGGCUGAACUUACAUAGAUAUCAGAUUAGUUUUUAUAUCUGUUUUCAUUGUGCACUGCAAACUAGGAUAUUAAGAGGCUUACCAUUCUCUAGUGCGUUUGGGUUUGUUUUUUUUUUUCCCCCCCAAUUUUUUUAAGCUCUUAAUAAAACAGCUGGUUUUUGUUGUUACUAAGUCCUCUUUUCCUGUAGAGGAGUAUGUUUGCUUGAUGGGUACCGUAAAAGGAAGAAGAACAUUUUGCAAAGGGCCUCCAUCUGUAAAUGACGUGUUUCUAAACAUUUCCUUAAUCACGUUUUGGAUGUCAGAGGUGGCUUCCUGCUUUUGUUCCAGCUUCUCCAUUUGUGAGCUGGCCCUCCUGGGUGCUUAUACGAGAUACUGCAAUAUUUGAAGUAGGCUGUCCUUUCUCAUCUUCUUGUAGUAAGAAGGGAAACCUCUGCGGAGUAGCUGCUGUGCUAGUGCGUUUCGUUUUAUUAACUGAGCCACUUUUGUUUCAGGUGCAGAAAAUAUAUACAGGGUACACAUCUCAAGUACUGUGUUUUAUGAGCUGCUUUGUUCUGCUUUAAACAUUUCUGAAUGAUUGCACGCUUGACUUUUGAAUGCAAAAUUUUAUUGUAAUGCAUUUUGUCUACCGUGGUGCCUGUGUUAUCUGCUAAUUUGAGAUGAAAUUUCUUCCUUUGUGGUUGGAAUUGUGCUGGCAUUCUCUUACCGUCGACCGAAAAAUAAAAGUGGUUGGAAAGACUUUUUAAUGCUUA
Messenger RNA from Grus americana (Whooping crane), 3136 nucleotides. RefSeq names its product deoxycytidine kinase (gene DCK). Gene Ontology annotation, cellular component: cytoplasm; mitochondrion. The record is from RefSeq and is a predicted model, not a curated record. Lineage: Eukaryota; Metazoa; Chordata; Aves; Gruiformes; Gruidae. Gene Ontology annotation, molecular function: ATP binding; deoxycytidine kinase activity. Gene Ontology annotation, biological process: nucleobase-containing compound metabolic process. The coding region runs from base 1050 to 1823 and encodes 257 amino acids. The transcript is spliced from 7 exons.